Molecule: messenger RNA, 771 nt
Organism: Achroia grisella
Lineage: Eukaryota; Metazoa; Arthropoda; Insecta; Lepidoptera; Pyralidae
Exons: 2
Coding region: 1-771 (256 amino acids)
Molecular function (GO): nucleic acid binding; zinc ion binding
Source: RefSeq, a predicted model, not a curated record
AUGAAGCGAUAUCAGCAAUCCGGUGAGUCAGUUCAUCAAUAUAUACAAGCUCUUAAACUAUUGUCGAAAGAAUGUAACUUCCAUAAAGUUACAGCAGAACAGAAUGAAAGUGAAUACAUAAGAGACGCUUUCAUAGGCGGACUGGUGUCACCUGUAAUACGUCAAAGACUGUUAGAAAAUAGUACUUUAACCCUAGAUGCGGCCUUCCAGCAAGCUCAAUCACUGGAGUUAGCAGAAAUUCAUAAUCAGAAUUAUCUACGUGACACUAAUCCUGUAAUAAAUAAUACAAAUAACUGUUCUAAUAUUCCAGUUUUAAAGGAUUCUAUGUCUGCUGACAAUAAGAAUACUGAUGUCACCGUUGCUGCAACACCAAAUUAUAGAAAUACGUUUGAGUCUUGUUACUUUUGUGGAGAAAAAAGACAUCCACGAAGAUUCUGUCCAGCAGCCAGUUCAACGUGUCUUUCAUGUGGUAAGAGGGGUCAUUUUGCUAAAGUCUGUCGAAAUAAAUCUCAACGCAACGCAGCUACCUCCAACGAAAAUCAGUCAAUCGAAACACUCUCCUGCAUACUAUCUGCUGCAGAUUUAAGUAAAGCGACUGUUCCUAUUAUUAUCAAUAACAAAAUUAUGGCUAGAGCACUAAUAGAUACAGGCAAUAACAAUGGCCAAGUCAAACCUUAUAUCACAUGUAAAAAGCAGAUGUGCAUUAACUAUAGAAAUACAAAAACAAAAGGUGGAAGUCAAUCUUAUGGUGAUGGAAGGAUUAUGUUCUGA